AUGGGCUGCUCAAGUAGCAAUGGCCAGGCAGCUCCGGCACCCAAGGACGCCCGCCAGGAUGACGAAAUGGAGGAGAAGCCACAGAUGGACUCUGAGGCAGAGCCUGAGACACAACUGGAGGCACCUAUCAUCACGAUUACGCCUCCAGCCGAUGAAGCCAUGAAGGUAAGACAUGAGUUGCUCGCGGAGCCCGCCUCUGAGUCCGCGAAGGCCGACUUGCCACCCGUGGCAUCUGACAUCCACCCAGAUCGCGUCGUGCUGCAAGGACGUGAGGAAGGUCGCUGCCUCUCCAUCUUCACAUGCUGCACCGCUGAGGGCUGA
Molecule: messenger RNA, 321 nt
Organism: Symbiodinium natans
Lineage: Eukaryota; Dinophyceae; Suessiales; Symbiodiniaceae
Source: the annotation of a GenBank genome assembly